CCUGUGCUCCGCAACGGGAGAGGCCACAACAGUGAGAGGCCGCGUACCGCAAAAAAAACAAAAACAAAAACAAAAAAAACAAAACAAAAAAACACGUACAAGAAAAUAAAAUACUUAAGAAUAAACCUAACCAAGGCGGUGAAAGACCUUUACACUGAGAAAGUAUAAAACAUUGAUAAAGGAAAUUGAAGAUGAUUCAAAGAAAUGGAAAUAUCUCACUUGGGGUUGGGAAAACUGCUGCCACUCACACACAAAAAAUGGGGCUUCUGUUAGUAAAUAAAGGGAGAAAUAAAUACUGUGUAUUUCAUUAAAAGUGUCUGAUGCAGGCUGAUAAGACUUGAGACCAUGGAAUAGUAUCCUGGGUUUCAAAAUAGAAGAAAAGAGUAACUGCCAGAAACUACAUUGUACUCUAUUUUGUUCAGACUCAUCUGAUAUUGUUUCCAGCACCUUAAGAAGUUUAUUGUCAAACUAGACAGGAUUCAUAAGAGAUUUCCACGUAUGGUGAGGAGUUUGAAAACCAUUUAGAAAGAAGAAAAGUUGAGAAAAUUUGGUUUGUGAUCCAAGAAAGUCCAAGGAAAUCACUGUGCUUAAACAUCUAAGGAAGCAUCACGGGAAAGCGGGUUCAGUCCUGUUCUAUGUAACUCCACGUAAGAGAAGUAGGAUCAUUAAAUAGAAGUUGCAGCAGGCAGGCCAGGGUUUCAGUCAACAUGCGAAAACACUUUAACAGAACUAUCCAACAACCAUGUUUCAAAUUCCCUGUUACUAAAAGGUGUUUAAGCAGAUGCCAGAGGACCAAUUGCUGGGAUUCUGUAAAAGAUAUUCAGGGACUGUGUGGCGGGCUAGCCAAGAUGAAAUUGGAGGUCCUUCACCCUACACAAAAUCGUUUGGGAGUUAUACAGUAUUUUGCUCCAUUGUCUAUAUCUCUAAAGUUCCCUCAGGCUACCUAAAGAAAGUCCUGAAGAACCAUACAGCUCAUGCCUGUGAAGGAGAGAAACUGGGAAUCACUUGCCCACAAAAGACAUCUAUCAGCAUCCUUUCUGCUUUUUAUGGUCGUAAAGUUCCUGGUGAAAACUUUUGUCCAACUCUAACUGGUAAGACCAGUGAAAAUGCCACCUGUGUGUCAGUCACAGCUAGACAGAAACUCCUGGAUGAGUGCAAGGACCAACGCUGGUGUCAGAUAUCUGUGAAUAGUCAAAUGUUUGGACAAGAUCCAUGUCCUGGCACAUACAAGUAUCUUGUAGUAUCUUAUAAAUGUAGACCAGGCAAGUUUCACAGCGGUAUUUAAAAUCAAGAGGGAAUUUACCAAAAAGGAUGGGACCUACAUAGUUUGUGGGCUCAUUUCUAAGUGCAAUUUCUGUUUUCAUGCUUAGCAAUUUAAAAAGCACUGCAUAAUACCUUAAGCUGUAUAACCCAGAAACACAAAAUACUUCUUGGUGACAGAGGCUUACUUCUAUUCUAUAAUUAAAGAAAGAUUUGAAAUUUACCUAAAAGUAAGAGCUUUAACCCUCCUCUUAUUUAAAAAUUUUUCAUGGAAUCCCAAAUUUGGGUUGUAAUCCUUCUGAUAGCCGAUUUCUACAAGUUCAGAUGACUCUAUUAUAUAUUUCUCCUCAUUUUAAGGAGGCUUAAACUAUCAAUGCUUCAAAACAGUUUAAAAAUAUAAGUGUUGGAAUGUAAUACUGAAUUUGAAAGGGAAUCUAAAGUAUCAACCUUGUUUCCUAGUGAACUACCGAAUAAAGACAGUAUGUGAGAAUGGGACGCUGAGGCUUCGGUGCAGAAAUAAAUCUGUCUUGACAAUUUUCUCUGCAAAUUAUGGCAAAUUCAUGGAAGGAAAACAAGAAUGUGAUGUAAUGAAUAAAAAUGGACCUGUCAUAGAGUGCUUAGCUCCUGAUGCUCUACAAAGAGUCUUGAGACAGUGCCAAAAGAGAGAAAACUGUACACUGUUUGCAGAUACAGCUACUUUUGGUGAACCUUGUUUCCCAGGAGUGAAGAAACAGCUGCAAGUUUCCUACAUAUGUGUGCCUAUAAAGUUGCUGCAACAAAUGGACCAUAGCUCACUGGACCCAUUUACACUGUCUGAUUAUAUAUAUGGCAUCCCUGAGAAAAUGGGCCUGUAUUUCCUGUGCGGUGUCUCCGGAGGUCUUAUCUUUCUAUUAUGCAUCUUUACUCCCAAAGUGACCUUUAUCCAGGACUUGAAAGAAGUUUUCUGGUGUAUAAAUUCCAAGUUGGGCAAGAGAAAGCUACAGGACCAAGAGGAAGAAGAAGAUAACCACAACGAUGACAGUUCUUCUGGCUCCUCUUUCCAUCAUUUUACUCACACCUAUCCAGCCUCAAAUAGCCUGUUUUGCCCUGAACUGACUGCAGUUUUAGAGCGUGCAGCUAAGGAAAGAAACCAAGAAAGAGAUGAAAUCUGGAUAGUCAAAGAAUCUAGUCCCUAUGCCAUUUACAAAGUAAAAUCCGCCACAAAAUAAAAUGACCCAGAAUGUGCUAUUUACCUGAGUACCAAGUGUAAAGACAGAUGAUCGUAUGUUUUAAAUACAGAAAUGCCACAAAAUACUGGGUAAUAGGGAUGGAAAAGUAUUAUUGUUAAUACAUCAAUUUUCAAAGGUCUGAUUGAGACCAUGAGCUUUCAGGUUACAGCAAGGCCCCAUAAGCUAUAUGACCAUACUAAAUUUUUUAGAAAGGUCUACAAAAAGGAAAAUAGAAAUGAGGUUGUUAGUGUGAAAGUUUGUUAAUAAGCAGGGGAGUAAGCCCUGGAAUUUUUGGUAGAUAGGAAAAGAAAUUACAACAUAUAAGCCUAGGAUACUACCUAUAUCAAUGAGUUCACCUGAUGAAAAGAUACUUUUAAGCAUAUAUUUAGGAUUUUAUAAAGGCUCAGAGAUGAGGUGGAACAAGCACUUGACAAGUAGUAACAGGACACGUGAACUUCAAGAGGUCACUCAGUUUCUCCAUUUUAUAAUCUAUAAAAUAUACUUACAAUUAUGAUUGUUUAGAAAAUCAAAUGGAUUAUUGUACGUAAAGGUGUUAUAUAAAAUGUAAUUUAGGGUGGCAGGAGUUACUAUGUUCCAAUUGUUGGCACUUUAGAAUCUAUCUAUAUUCAAAGGCAAACCAGCAAAAAUACUAACCUUAUGUGGUACAGUGGAUUAUUCAUUUGUGGAUUGUCAGGUGUUAAAUACUGCCCAUUAAAUUGUCCUUUUUAAACAAUUCAUUCAUUUAACAUCUCCAAAUGCUGGGUAUUGGUGAUAUAAAAAUGAAUAAGACAGCCCCUGCUCUCAAGGAGUUCACAA
Orcinus orca (killer whale) is the source of this 3284-nucleotide messenger RNA. RefSeq names its product protein eva-1 homolog C-like. The transcript has 5 exons. NCBI's taxonomy places the organism in Eukaryota, Metazoa, Chordata, Mammalia, Artiodactyla, Delphinidae. The coding region runs from base 1821 to 2468 and encodes 215 amino acids. The record is from RefSeq and is a predicted model, not a curated record. Gene Ontology annotation, molecular function: carbohydrate binding.